AUGAAGCCGAGAGUCCUCCCCUCCUUUGUCAGCCUCCUCCUUGUGGCCCUGUUGUUUCCAGCAGGGCUGCCUAGUGCCUCUUCUGUUCACCACUUGGCCACUGAACUUCCCAGUUUCCCCAACGAAGAAUUUCCUGGGCAAGGAAUAAAUGGAUCUCGGCUGUUACAUCGCAGCGCGAGAUACUUGCCUCCACGAACUCCCCCUUUCCGUGAGCCUGAACCAAAUUACCAAAUUGUCAACUGCAAGAGAAGCGAAGGUAAAUGUCAAGAAUACUGUAAUUAUAGGGAAUCUCAAGUUGGCUACUGCUCCAGAAAGAAAGAUGCCUGCUACAUGAAGGUUUUGCUAUUCUUCGCUGUUUUCUUCUGCUUGCUCCAAGGAAAGUCAGCGGACGUGCCACCGGGAAUCAGAAACACGGUCUGCCUCCUGCAGCAUGGCCACUGCAGGCUUUUCAUGUGCCGUUCUGGUGAGAAAAAGGGGGACAUCUGCUCUGACCCCUGGAACAGAUGCUGCAUCCCCAGUCUCAUGGAAAACGGGACACAGAAGACUUAGGCUGAAAGAUCUAGGAUGUGGGGUACAAGCUCCUGGAA
Molecule: messenger RNA, 587 nt
Organism: Acomys russatus (golden spiny mouse)
Lineage: Eukaryota; Metazoa; Chordata; Mammalia; Rodentia; Muridae
Product: sperm-associated antigen 11B-like
Exons: 5
Coding region: 1-549 (182 amino acids)
Biological process (GO): antimicrobial humoral immune response mediated by antimicrobial peptide
Cellular component (GO): extracellular region
Source: RefSeq, a predicted model, not a curated record